AUGCCUACAGCUAGGCAUCACUUUGCUCUAACCCUGACAGGAGAGUUUCCAAGGGAGCUGUCUCCAGGAGAAAUAUCGCCUGCUUCUCCUCCUAACGAGCUCGUUGAGUCAGCAGACUCAACUUCCUCUGCCACUCCAGGAUGGGUCAAAAGAGCACAUUGUGAUGCUGAUCUAGCAUCCAUCAAGGAAGAAAAGCCUUUCCAAGCAUGCAGCAAUGACCGCAGGACCAACAGAGUCCAUCCUGUUUCUUUGGAGGAGAGCUCUGGUGAAGAUAAUGACUUUGUAUCCCUCACCUUUCCAAAGAAAUUCUGGAGAAUUGUCCAAAGCCACCAGUUUCCGUCAAUUCAGUGGGUUGAUGAUGGCACCCGUGUUGUGUUCUUCAUCAAAGAACAAGCCUUCCAAAAAGAAGUGCUGGCACAGAGACAGCCUCGCAGAAUUUUUGAAGGAGACAGUAUGAAAAGUUUCCUUCAUCAGCUCAAUCUCUACAGAUUCAGCCAAGUGCAAUGCAACCCUGAAACAUCUGACUUGCUUGAUCAGUUUCUGAGAGAAGAAGCAGCAGCACCUCCUGCUUACAGCAAGGUACAUCACUUCUGCUGCACAUGA
This is a messenger RNA of Pterocles gutturalis (yellow-throated sandgrouse), 603 nucleotides long. Its product is annotated as heat shock transcription factor, Y-linked-like. The transcript has a single exon. NCBI's taxonomy places the organism in Eukaryota, Metazoa, Chordata, Aves, Pterocliformes, Pteroclidae. Bases 1 to 603 code for a protein of 200 amino acids. Gene Ontology annotation, biological process: regulation of DNA-templated transcription. The record is from RefSeq and is a predicted model, not a curated record. Gene Ontology annotation, molecular function: DNA-binding transcription factor activity; sequence-specific DNA binding.